Molecule: messenger RNA, 390 nt
Organism: Lizanozyma spartinae
Lineage: Eukaryota; Fungi; Ascomycota; Pichiomycetes; Serinales; Debaryomycetaceae
Exons: 1
Coding region: 1-390 (129 amino acids)
Source: RefSeq, a predicted model, not a curated record
AUGUCCGAAGCAAAGGCAAAGAAGGUGAGAAAGCCUCAACCAGAAGAAGAGUACAUACGACAGAGAGAUGAGUUCAAACAAGUAGGACCAACUAUUAAUACUGACGGAUGGCUAGAGAAUGACUGGAACGCAUUAGAUCCAGAACGAAAGGUCGACAGAGUAAGAAUGCUACAUGCAUGUGAAAGAGCGUACUUCCUACGAGAUUGGGGCAAGUGUUUGGAGUUGAUCCAAAGGACUGAAGAGCUUCUAGGAGUUAGCGAGCGAGCCAUACAAGAUGCUACGGCACUGCUUGAGUUUAAGAAAGUUCGAAAGUCUGCUAAAGUCGAGAGACAUAUAGUUGAACUCAUUAAUAUCAAAGAAAGGGUACUUAAGAGAAUGGAGCAAGAGUAA